Cololabis saira (Pacific saury) is the source of this 596-nucleotide messenger RNA. RefSeq names its product ATPase inhibitor A, mitochondrial-like. Gene Ontology annotation, cellular component: mitochondrion. Bases 13 to 420 code for a protein of 135 amino acids. The record is from RefSeq and is a predicted model, not a curated record. Gene Ontology annotation, molecular function: ATPase inhibitor activity. Gene Ontology annotation, biological process: negative regulation of ATP-dependent activity. NCBI's taxonomy places the organism in Eukaryota, Metazoa, Chordata, Actinopteri, Beloniformes, Belonidae. The transcript has 3 exons.
GCAUUUUGACUGAUGUGCAGAUGUUGCGGUACAGACGUAGAAGCAGGGUUUCUGUUCCUGUUUGCACUUGCAUUUCCUGAGUCCAGGGACAUAAUGGCGAGGUUUCUUCUGAGCACUCAGAUAAGGAAAUAUGUCGGUUCUCAAAUUAGAAAGGCAUCUGAUCAGCUUGGUGAGUUGGGCAGCGGUGCAGGGAAAGGUGGAGGUGGUGGAGGCUCCGUGAGGUCGGCAGGAGGAGCGUUCGGAAAGCGAGAAGCUACAGAGGAAGAGCGGUACUUCAGGCAGAGGGAGAGGGAGCAGCUGGAAGCGCUAAGGAAACAUCACGGAGAGGAGAUCGAGCACCACAAGAAGGAGAUUGAGCGCCUACAGAAGGAGAUUGACCGCCACAAGGGCAAAAUCAGAAAGCUCUCACAUGAUGAUUGAGGGAAAGAAAUGUGCUGUCAUUUCUCUUCUUUAGAGUGCAGCCACCUUAUAAAGACAAGUCACCGACAGUCUACUAAUGAUUUUUUGUUAGUUGAGGCAGGUCCUGAGUUCGUGAUGCAUCAUAUUGACAUGAUUUUGAGUGCUAAAGCAAUAAAGUGAUUCAUUUUCACGAAUUG